This is a messenger RNA of Asterias rubens (European starfish), 1203 nucleotides long. RefSeq names its product tyramine receptor Ser-2-like. The transcript has a single exon. Gene Ontology annotation, molecular function: G protein-coupled peptide receptor activity. The record is from RefSeq and is a predicted model, not a curated record. The coding region runs from base 1 to 1203 and encodes 400 amino acids. Gene Ontology annotation, cellular component: membrane. NCBI's taxonomy places the organism in Eukaryota, Metazoa, Echinodermata, Asteroidea, Forcipulatida, Asteriidae. Gene Ontology annotation, biological process: neuropeptide signaling pathway.
AUGGACGUUACCAUGGAAAACACAUCAUAUUGCAUGUCCACCAAGUAUGCACUUGAGAAAUUCUCCGGCGAUACUAGCUCAACACACGUAUUCAGAAUUGUUGUUUAUGGUGUCAUGUUCUUCUUUGGAGUAACUGGAAAUGUCCUCAUCGUUUGUGUGUACCGCACCAAGACACUUAAGACCAGCACCCAUGUCUUCAUCAUGGCGUUGGCUGCAGCGGAUUUAGCGGUGUGUCUAAUGCAUAUCUUCAAUGUGCUGGUUGUGCUUGUGACCAAUAAUUACAAGACGCGCGUUCCGUACGUUUUGGAGUUUAUCAUGACUUUGAAAGAAGCGAUCAUAGUCACCUCGGUGUUCAUUACCGCACUCAUCGCAGCGGACCGGUACGACUGCAUCUGCCGUCAUCGUAAGCGAUUCUUCACCACCAAGAGAGCUAAGGCCACGCUAGUGGUGUCUUUAGUAGUCUCAAUCAUCAUCUCGAUCCCUAGCUUCGUCGCUGUGCCUUAUUAUAUCCAACUGCUUUCUCAAACUGUUGGUUUUGCCAUUGCACUUCUGGUGAUAACCGUGUGUUACACGAAAGUUUACACCGCUAUCAGAAGACACGUUAGAGUUGGCCGUGCACCUUCCAUGCAAGUUGAAUUCAUCAAUAGGACUUCAAUUCACACAGGCAGACCACCAAAUAAUGGACUUGGUAAGGAAAUUAACUCGGCUAUUGUGCCAUGUUCUAGCAAAACUAAAGACAUCCACACGUUCAACAGUCAUGUACGGAUACCGAGCAUAUCAGAGACGUCAUCACAACCGAUGAAACAGAGUGGAGGAGAUUUGAAUGUGGGCUUCUUGCGAACGACUUCACCAAUAAGGGAACACCAGGCUGAUAUAACGACCCCACCUGAUGUUGCAAUUAUACGAAAAUUUCCGACAAAUGAACAAAAUCCCAAUCUGCAACGCAAGACAACGAGAAUGCUUUUCAUUACCAGCGUGUUGUUCCUGUUGACAUGGCUGCCAUACUGGAUCCUCAUCUUACUCACCAGUUUGCUAUCCCUCGGUGUAUGUCUAAACAUUGAUCCGAAUUAUUUCACACUGCUACGAUCUAUGCACGUACUCUUGUACAUCAACAAUGCGCUUAACCCUUUAGUUUACGGACUUGCGAAUAGACGAUUCAGGAAAGAUUGUAAAGAAGUGUUGAGAAAAAUGAGUCUUUGUUAG